AUACAGCUUUCCUGUGCUUAAUCUACCAUAGAUAUGGCUCCUCCAAACAAACAUUUCUUCAUUCCUUUCCUCUUCAUAGUUGCUAUCAUGAUGCUAUUUAUUCUUGCAGUAGCCAUCAACCAAGAACCACAGAAUCAAACUAUCUUUGUUGAUAAGGCAAACCCUCUGAAAAUAACGCCUCCCUCUCCAGUGGUCGAUCCACCUAUUCAUCAUUAAUAAUCGAAGGAACUUUAAUAGAUGUGCUAGUCCCUGCCGGAAGUACUUUAUAUUUUAAAUUUGUUAUUGUUACGAGGAUAUAUAGUCCUCAUGAUCUUUCUGAUCCUAGUUUGGCUGCAACUUGGAGGUUGAAAGGACAUGUCGAUUGUACUGCCGUUUUGUUUCUUCUGGUUUAUUUGGUUUUGGUUUGCUUCUGUUUCCUCUAAUAGAGAACUAAGAAAGGCAGGGGAAAAGAAAAAUGUUCCUAUUCG
Molecule: messenger RNA, 467 nt
Organism: Rubroshorea leprosula
Lineage: Eukaryota; Viridiplantae; Streptophyta; Magnoliopsida; Malvales; Dipterocarpaceae
Source: the annotation of a GenBank genome assembly